UUUUCUUUGAUUUUUUCUGCUCGUCUUCUCCCCCCCCCCCUCUCUCUCUCUCUCUUUCUCUGUUUUUAAAAACCCGAUUCCCUUUCUCUUCCCCGACCCUGGAAUUCUCUAACCGGAAAUCGAGCCUCUGAAUCAAUGGAAGAUCGUAACGAGAAGAACUCAUGGAUGUCAGUGCCGCAAUUUGGUGAUUGGGAUCAGAAGCAUCAGAUGCCAGAUUAUUCCAUGGACUUCUCAAAGAUAAGGGAGAUGAGGAAGCAGAACAAGAAAGAUUUCUCGAGGGCCAGCCUCGGGAAUGAAGAAGAGCUCUUCCCUAAUCGCCACCAGCCUGACCAGCUUCACCAGCAACACACCCACCAUUCUCCAACUAACAAUAGGGCUGUUAUGCUCAUUACUAAACUUGUUGAAGAGAUGAAAUAUAGCCAAGGUAUAUCUUUUUUAUGAGUGGUUGAAUUGAUUAUCAGAAGAAGAAUUAGGCCAAAAAUUAGGAUACAUUCUAGGAAAAUAAAACUUCCAUGGAAGAGAGGCAAAUGAAAGACUUUGAUAAAAAUUCUCGUAGAAUCGAUAAUGAAGUUUUCAUUCCGUGAAUGCCAGAUCGUGAAUUAGUAACUGCAUCCAAUCUCUGAAAAAGUCUCAAUUGUUUCAUAACUUUUGAUAUUUGGAAUGGGAUAUUUACGGAAUCCCCAUGAAAUGGUUGAUGAUCCUUUUUUAAUAGCUCAAAUUGAGUGCUUGAACUGUCUGAUCUGCCUAUUUUUUGUU
This is a messenger RNA of Magnolia sinica, 756 nucleotides long. RefSeq lists its product as uncharacterized. Lineage: Eukaryota; Viridiplantae; Streptophyta; Magnoliopsida; Magnoliales; Magnoliaceae. The transcript has 3 exons. The record is from RefSeq and is a predicted model, not a curated record. Bases 136 to 441 code for a protein of 101 amino acids.